AUGCGAGGUUUACGGAACUGCUCCAACGACGGCGUUUCACUGGACCUUGCGGUUCCUCCUCCAGCAACACCACCGGUCUCCUCCGCCUCCUCGACGAGCCUAUCAUUCGACGAAGAGGAGACGUCAGAGUCGAAGAUCGAACGGCUGAUAUCGGAGCACCCGGUCAUCAUAUUCACACGAUCUUCCUCUUGCUGCAUGUGCCACGUCAUGAAGAAGCUUCUAUCGACAGUAGGAGUCCACCCAACAGUGAUCGAGAUCGACGACGGAGAGAUUGCUUGCCUCGCCGUUCAAGCCGCCCCGGUGCUCUUCAUCGGUGGUGCUUGCGUCGGCGGGAUUGAGUCUCUUGUCGCACUACACCUUAGUGGUCAUCUUGUUCCUAAACUCGUUGAAGUUGGAGCGUUAUAG
Microthlaspi erraticum is the source of this 405-nucleotide messenger RNA. The record is from the annotation of a GenBank genome assembly. NCBI's taxonomy places the organism in Eukaryota, Viridiplantae, Streptophyta, Magnoliopsida, Brassicales, Brassicaceae.